Cyclopterus lumpus (lumpfish) is the source of this 3086-nucleotide messenger RNA. RefSeq names its product inositol polyphosphate 5-phosphatase K (gene inpp5ja). The record is from RefSeq and is a predicted model, not a curated record. NCBI's taxonomy places the organism in Eukaryota, Metazoa, Chordata, Actinopteri, Perciformes, Cyclopteridae. Gene Ontology annotation, cellular component: plasma membrane; cytoplasm; ruffle. Gene Ontology annotation, biological process: negative regulation of peptidyl-serine phosphorylation; phosphatidylinositol dephosphorylation. The coding region runs from base 31 to 2382 and encodes 783 amino acids. The transcript is spliced from 12 exons. Gene Ontology annotation, molecular function: phosphatidylinositol-3,4,5-trisphosphate 5-phosphatase activity; phosphatidylinositol-4,5-bisphosphate 5-phosphatase activity.
AAUCAUCCACAUACUGCCGGUUGCAGGUUGAUGGAUCGCAUGCAGCAGAAACAAAUUGGCACUGACCCUUGUGGACCCAAAGUGCAACCUGGACCCUGCAUGUUGAUGGCAGUCGGUCCGACUUUACCUCCACAGUUCAUGAUCCAGGAAGCACCUCUCAUCAGCCGAUCAGAGGAGCUCAAGAAACAGCCUGGAUUGAGCACCAUGCAGGCUGCAGCUGUACCUGUAGAAGUGACAGACCAAAUGCAGUCAAUGUCGCCAAAGUCUGGAACCACCCCAGCAACACUGGUGAGCAUAAGCCGGCCAAGACCGACUGCUCUCCGAACUAAACCGGCUCCAAAAUCGACCAGAAUCUCAGUGGACCCCUCCAGUGAAAUAGAUUUAAUCCCAGUUUGUAUCCCAGGACCUCAGAGUGCCAACGUCCUGUCACAUUCCCCGACAGAGUCCUCCAUCUGCCGCCACAGUCCUCAGAGUCCCCGCAGCCCUCAGUCUUACACCAGCCAGCCUUACCUGAGCCCUAAUCCUGGCCUGCCCUCGAGCCUAAGCCCAAAACCCAGUCUCAGUCCUCAGCCUCAGAGGGCUCCCUCAACCGGGAGCUCCACACAGACCCAAGUGCAGUCUGAGAAGCCAGCUGGAGAAAACAAUGACUUCAGGGUGUACAUUGUCACAUGGAACGUGGGAUCAGCUGUUCCUCCAGAUGACAUCACCUCUCUGUUUGGACCAAAUGUUUCCGAUGGGAGCGUUGACAUGUUUAUCAUCGGACUCCAGGAAGUCAACUCCAUGAUAAACAAGCGACUGAAGGAUGUUAUUUUCUCAGAUCAGUGGAGUGAGCUUUGCAUGGACACGCUGAGUCCUUUUGGAUAUGUUUUGGUGGCGUCCCAGCGUAUGCAGGGAGUGUUGCUGCUGGUUUUCUCUAAAUUCUGCCAUCUCCCAUUCCUCAGAGGGGUACAGACUGAGAGUACUCGCACAGGGCUUGGGGGAUAUUGGGGGAAUAAAGGGGGCGUCAGCGCGAGGAUGACAGUGUUUGGCCACCCUGUGUGCUUUCUCAACUGUCACCUGCCAGCUCACAUGAGGAACCUGGAACAGCGGAUGGAGGACUUUGAAAGCAUCCUGCAGCAGCAGCAGUUUGAAGGAGGCACUGCCACUGGUGUGCUGGACCACGAUGUCGUUUUUUGGUUUGGGGAUUUAAAUUUCCGUAUUGAAGACUAUGACAUCCAUGUGGUAAAAUCUGCCAUCGACAGCAAUAAACUGCCACUUCUGUGGGAGCGAGAUCAGCUCAACAUGGCUAAACACACAGAGUCCAUCCUUGAGGGCUUCAUUGAGGGACCACUCAAAUUCCCACCCACCUAUAAGUUUGAUGUGGGCACUCACACCUACGACACCAGUGCAAAAAAGAGGAAACCUGCCUGGACAGAUCGCAUCCUCUGGCGCCCUCGUCGUACUGGCUCCCCAGUUCCUACCCACAAUGCAGCGCUGCAGCGGGGUCUGACCUCGUGGUUAGGUGGGGCGACUAAAGUGACACAGCAUGUGUACCGAAGUCACAUGGGCUACACCAUCAGUGACCACAAGCCCGUUUCUGCCCUAUUCUCACUGCAUUUCCCAUUCAAGGUGGAUAUGCCCCUGGUGGAGCUGCAGGUAAACAAGGAAUGGUGUAAAGUCUCAGAUGCUACAGUCAGAUUCACUGUUGCAUUGACUUAUCAGCGCAGCUCAUGGGACUGGGUAGCAAUAUACAAGGUUGGAUUCAGACAUCACAAAGAUUACCAGGCAUACAUAUGGGCCAAGGGAGAGCAUGCCACACAGGUGACAUUUUCAGACGAGGAUUUGCCGAGAGAUGACUGUGAAUACAUCCUGGGUUACUACAGUAAUAAUAUGAACACCAUUGUUGGACUGUCAACGCCAAUUCAGAUCCACAUUCCAGUCCACAGCCCCACCGCGCAUCGCUCAGACUGCUCAGACGCCAGCUCGGAAGACGACAGCACUCUGGUUCUGCUGGUUCCAAACUCCCGCAGCCCGAGCCCUAAAACCGGAAAACAAAACCAUCGCCAUCGUCGCAGCCGCAGUCCGGCUGUUUCUGCUCUUUCCACCAACCCCCUCCCGUCCCUGCAGGGCCUCGGCCUCGGCCUCUGUCCUCGCUCCAAAGAAUGCCGGACUUCCAGCCGCUCUCCUUGCUCUGCUGCGAAGAAGGAGCGGCUGGUCUCCCCCGACCCAGUGGUGUCCCCCGCCAUCCGCCCUCUCAGUCCCCGCAGCCCCGUGUCUCCAGGCGGCGGGGUGACUGCACCGGAGGCCCUGAUCGCUGCCAUCUUAGGUGAACACAGACCAGCUCAGAUUAGCCCCACGGAGGCCAAACAGAUAAGGAAGAUGGGGGAAACCGACACUGCAUAGAAGAUACCCAACAAUAGCUAAAAGGAGGUGCUGUGCAAGGGGAGCAACGGCAACAUCCAUGCAUUAAGUGUCUGAUCCCACAACGUCGCUGUGCUCGGAGAAGCAGCACAUUCAGUGACUCCUUGUGUAGGUUGUAAACAUUCCACAUCGUAGCCAUGCAGUUCUGUUUCUGAAUCUACCAUCAUGGCAUACACGAUGUGUAUCUUGGAGUCAAAGAUGUGUCCAGACUCCCGACGCCAAGUGCUUUUAUAGAAUCAUAAUCUACAUCAUACGUAAACAAACCUAUUGAAUGUGAACCCAACAUCACAGUAAACCUGUGACGGAUGUGACCGGUGAUUACUGACAGCAAUAUGGAUCCACCUAGACAGUCACAUAUCAAAAUAAGGACCCUGGACCAGAUGUAUUGACGGUGUCAUAGUUCACAUCAGAGAGUGUGUGUGUGUGUGUCUCUCUGUCUGUCUGUUUGUUUGUGUAGACAAAUGUGUUAAAACAAAUGUUUGAUGAUGGUUUGAACUUUAAACUCUACAGUUCUUGGCGUGUAUUCAUGAAAUUAAUCUAAUGUAUCAAAGAACAGAGAUUGAGCAUUUCACCACCUCCGUCAAAUGUACAUGUGUCCUGUGACUUGAACAGUAAAUCUUAGAACGAUGCUCUUUUUCUUAGCAGCUGUUUUAUAGAGAGCAGUGAGUGGGUAAGGCUAAUGUGUU